Ipomoea nil (Japanese morning glory) is the source of this 1155-nucleotide messenger RNA. RefSeq lists its product as uncharacterized. Bases 1 to 1155 code for a protein of 384 amino acids. The transcript has a single exon. The record is from RefSeq and is a predicted model, not a curated record. NCBI's taxonomy places the organism in Eukaryota, Viridiplantae, Streptophyta, Magnoliopsida, Solanales, Convolvulaceae.
AUGGUAUCAGAGCAUGGACGCCACUCCUACGCCGCCGCCGUCUCCGGCACAAACGACGCCACCAUCUCCGGCACAAGCGACGUCAACCAAACUACGCAAGCCGACCCUCCAAUCUCAGAAUCACCGGCUAGCACUGUUCCAGGAACGAUUUUGCAGAGGAAUCAAGUCAAUCAACAGAGAAGUCUCAAUGUAGAGGAGUUGGAGAAUCCGCUCAUCCUAGGCAUCAACGACAACCCGUCAGCUGUGCUGGUUAGUCCACCACUGGUAGGGAGUUCCAACUACGGAACUUGGUGCGUUAGCAUGCGUAUUGCCUUAGAGAUUAAAAAUAAGUGGAGUUUGAUCGAUGGAAGCAUCACGUCGCUUAGCAGAGAGCAUCCGCAGUAUUUGGCAUGGAGACGCUGCAACCUGUUGGUUUGUUCGUGGCUAUUCAAAGCGGUGCACCCUUCGAUCGCACAAAGUUUAAUGCAUCUUGACAAAGGCAGAGAAAUUUGGGAGGAUCUACGGAGAAGAUUCUCGCACUGUGACGCUCAGCGAAUCUCCAUUCUACAAAAUGAGAUAUACAAUAUGAAACAAGGUCUAAUGUCUGUGAGUGAUUAUUACACCAAGAGCAGAACAUUAUGGGAAGAGAUGAACACGUUGAGGCCACUUCCCAUUUGCAAAUGCAAUCCAAGGUGUGCGUGUGACUUAGUGGAUGAAAUCCGAAAAGAAAGAGAUGUAGAUCAGGUAAUCAGAUUUUUGCAGGGGCUGAAUGAUGAUUAUAAUAGUCUGAAAUCUAAUAUUCUCGUUUUGGAUCCCCUACCUGAGGUAUAUAAAGUCUAUGUUAUGGCAGAGAAACUGGAAAGACAAAUCAGUCUGACCAUCUUAAAUUUAGGGAAUCUGGAUCCUAAUCUAUCUAAUGCAGUGCAAAGCAAUGAAAGUUUCGCAGGUGAAGGAGCUGUUACAGCAGCUCUGAAUGCUUACAAUGGCAGAAGAAAUAAUGUAGCAAGGCCAAAAUGCACCUUCUGUGGCAUGGUGGGUCACACUGUGGACAAAUGCUAUAAAAAACAUGGUUACCCCCCGGGGUGGGUACCUGGCUAUAAAUCAAAAGGGAAACAAGUUAAUGCAGCAAUUGCCAAUGACGUUGGAGACUUAGGCAUCACAACAGAUCAACUGUAG